UUACGAGUGAAGUCUUCUAGUCUCUCUGACUUUUUACGUUCAUGUAUCGGCAAUGACUUUGUUUUACUCCGCAAGUAGCCUGUCUUUUCCAAUGCUACCUACCACCAUUUUCAUCAGCCUUGCUUGCAGCUCUCUGGCCAGAAGAUCUACUGCAAACCUCAAUGUGUCGACAACCACAAUGACUCAGCUUGGAUGUGAUGCAACGUGUCAGACUUGCUUCCAAGCCGGAUUGGCCGCCGAUGUUAAGAUGUUCGGUACGAGCUUCGAUUCCGGAUUCUACAGCACCGCAAGCAACUUUACUGGUUCUGCUGCAGGUGAUCUGCUGAAUUUUGAAGCCAUCGAAACGGACACACCCAACGUGAUCACCGGAAUGACCGCCUACCGCUUCCACUAUUUUCCCGUCGUCGCCUAUGCCCACGCCACCAUUGGUGUCUUCGCUGGUUGUCCUCCCCCCACCACCACCGCCGACCUCUACGACUACCACAGCUGGAGCCUCCUGCUUGAGAACGGGUACGCAGUCGUCGCGCCGGACUACGCGGGUCUCGGAAAUAAUGCCACCCUCCAUAAGUACCUCUCGCUCCCUGCCCACGCCAGUGACCUUUACUACGCCAUGAUGAGCGUGGGUCACAGCCAGGGAGGCGGGGCCGUGUGGAAGCUGUCGGAGAGUGAACUGGUCAAAACCCACGGCGCGGGAGAAUACCUGGGCACCGUGGCUCUAGCACCCGUCAGCAGGAUCUACGAUAUGACAGUGCUCACGGCUGGAACCGUUCUGACAGCCAGCAAGUAUGCGAGCUAUGAUAUCACCUACGAAGCCCUUUGGCUGUCCCUCGCGCUUAAGCGCGUCAUCCCCAGGAUCGACCUCUCCUUCUUCUCCGACACCUUCCUCCAGCGCGUCGACAUCGCUGAGCUCGCGCAGGCAUGCUACUAUAGCAUCAUGUCGCUAGGGUACGGUCUGAGACCGUCAGAAAUGAUUAGAAACACGAGCGCACUCGUGAACAAUGUCCCUAUUCAAGCGUGGCAGAACGCAAUGGCCCCUGCCAAUGGAGGUACAUCGGAUACACCGAUGCUCAUCGCUCAGGGUUUGAAUGACACCGUUGUCCUACCGCAGAUCACCGCCCGCUCCUUCAACGCGAGUUGUCUAUCGGGCAAUGAGGUUCACAUGAGCGUCUAUGCGGACAUGGACCAUACCGGUGUCUUGACGGCGAGUUCUCCUGAGUGGCUGGGGUUCAUUCGGGAUCGCUUCGAGCGGAAGUCGACUAGUGACAGGUGUAGUGUCGUCCAGCGUGCAUCCUUUGACAGGGCUCAUUUGGUGACUGAGGCGGAGUCAAGUGAAGACACUAGUCUCUGAUGUGAAUGAAUACCGAGUUGAUGUUCUUGGCUGCUUUCAUGAAUAGGCACCAGCCUUGAUCCAGACUGAAACGAUACAACUUCAUAUUCGAAGCGGCUACUAGGCCAUGUCUUAAGUCUUGCUCUUGUAUAGGUCUGUCGCUGCGCAAACGCGGGUAGCGUCUGGAGCAAAUGUCCACCCUGCCAAGAUCGGUUUCAAGUUUGACGUGGAAGACCCACUGCUACCCCUUGAG
Molecule: messenger RNA, 1580 nt
Organism: Aspergillus brunneoviolaceus CBS 621.78
Lineage: Eukaryota; Fungi; Ascomycota; Eurotiomycetes; Eurotiales; Aspergillaceae
Product: alpha/beta hydrolase family protein
Exons: 3
Coding region: 53-1348 (431 amino acids)
Biological process (GO): lipid catabolic process
Molecular function (GO): triacylglycerol lipase activity
Source: RefSeq, a predicted model, not a curated record